AUGAACGUGGAUGAUAUUAAAAAGGCAAGAUCUGCCGCUGAGUUCAACAGAGAAAACUUGGAAUCUGUGCUAAGGGGCAGAUUCUUUUAUGCUCCAGCUUUUGAGUUGUACGGUGGGGUGUCUGGUUUGUACGAUUACGGUCCACCGGGUUGUGCCUUUCAGGCUAACGUUGUCGACUUAUGGAGAAAGCAUUUUAUUCUGGAGGAAGACAUGUUGGAGGUGGACUGUUCGAUGCUGACUCCAUAUGAGGUUUUGAAGACAUCUGGACAUGUUGACAAAUUCUCGGACUGGAUGUGCAGAGACCUGAAAACGGGCGAAAUCUUCAGAGCGGACCAUUUGGUCGAAGAAGUUCUGGAGGCUCGUCUAAAGGGUGACAAAGCCGCCAGAGGUAUCAGCGAGGAGGAAGUCGAGGAAGACGCUGAGAAGAAGAAGAGAAAGAAGAAGGUUAAGCAAAUCAAAGCAGUCAAACUUUCCGACCAUAUCGUCAAGGAAUACCAAGACAUUUUAGCCAAGAUUGAUGGCUAUUCUGGUCCUGAGCUCGGUGAGCUCAUGGUCAAAUACAACAUCGGUAAUCCGGCAACUGGGGAACCUCUGGAAGCACCAAGAGAAUUCAACCUAAUGUUCGAGACUGCCAUCGGGCCAUCUGGUCACAUGAAGGGUUAUUUGAGACCAGAAACCGCUCAAGGUCAGUUUCUGAACUUCAAUAAACUACUAGAGUUCAACAACGGCAAAACUCCAUUUGCCUCUGCCUCUAUCGGUAAAUCAUUCAGAAAUGAAAUUUCCCCAAGAGCUGGUCUGUUGAGAGUUCGUGAAUUCUUGAUGGCUGAAAUUGAACAUUUCCUCGACCCAGAAGACAAGUCCCAUCCAAAGUUCCAUGAAGUCAAGGACGUCAAGUUGUCAUUCUUACCUCGUGAAGCUCAGGAGGCCGGCUCCACUGAACCUGUCGUUAAGACAAUCGGUGAAGCUGUCGAAAGCAGGAUGGUCGAUAACGAGACUUUGGGUUACUUUAUCGCCAGAAUUGCUCAGUUCCUGUUGAAGAUUGGGGUUGAUCCUAAUAGAAUGAGAUUCCGUCAGCACUUGGCUAAUGAAAUGGCCCACUAUGCUGCUGACUGUUGGGAUGGUGAGCUGUUGACCUCUUACGGCUGGAUUGAGUGUGUCGGCUGCGCUGACAGAUCUGCAUACGAUUUGUCUGUUCAUUCCAAUAAGACUAAGCAGAAACUGGUCGUGAGACAAAAAUUGGACAAGCCUGUCGAAGUCACAAGAUGGGAAAUUGAUUUAACCAAGAAGCUUUUCGGCCCAAAAUUCAGAAAGGAUGCUCCAAAGGUCGAAGCUCACCUCUUGGACCUGUCUCAAGAGGAAUUGGCUUCGAAAGCUGAAGAACUUAAGAACACCGGUAAGAUCGUACUUAAGGUCAACGGUAUUGAGGGUGAAGUGGAGAUGGAUGAUAAAUUUGUUACCAUUGAACAAAGAACGAAAACAGAGCACGUCAGGGAAUACACCCCAAACGUCAUUGAGCCCUCUUUUGGUAUUGGCCGUAUCAUCUACUCUGUUUUUGAACAUUGUUUCUGGAGUAGACCAGAAGACACCGCCAGAGCAGUGUUAUCAUUCCCACCUCUGGUUGCUCCAAGCAAAGUCCUUUUGGUUCCACUAUCUAACCAUAAGGAUCUGGCACCUGUGACUGCUGAGGUUUCUAAGCUCCUAAGACGUGAAAAGAUUCCAUUCAAGGUUGAUGACUCAGGUGUUUCUAUCGGUAAAAGAUAUGCUCGUAACGAUGAGUUGGGUACUCCGUUCGGUGUUACAAUUGACUUUGAUUCUGUUAAGGACGGCUCCGUUACCUUGAGAGAGAGGGACUCCACUAAACAAGUCAGAGGUUCUGCGGAUGAAAUCAUUAAAGCUAUUCGUGAAAUCACCUAUAAUGGUGCUUCUUGGGAAGAAGGUACUAAGAACUUAGCUCCAUUUGUCUCCCAAUCUGAGACUGACUGA
Molecule: messenger RNA, 1983 nt
Organism: Torulaspora globosa
Lineage: Eukaryota; Fungi; Ascomycota; Saccharomycetes; Saccharomycetales; Saccharomycetaceae
Gene: GRS1
Product: glycine--tRNA ligase
Exons: 1
Coding region: 1-1983 (660 amino acids)
Biological process (GO): mitochondrial glycyl-tRNA aminoacylation
Cellular component (GO): mitochondrion; cytoplasm
Molecular function (GO): glycine-tRNA ligase activity; ATP binding
Source: RefSeq, a predicted model, not a curated record